AUGGCGCCGCCGCAACAAGCAGCUGCGCUUCAGGAAGCCGACGAGAAGUACAAAGCCGCCCUCAAACGCCUCGUCAUAGGGGAAGGAACCGUCGCGCUCAAGUACGGCUCCAUGUACUUCGCGGUACCAACCGUCAGGGUGAUGUUCGUGUUUACCAAAGACGACGCGCAGUACAACGCGCUCAAGUGGGCAGUCGAGAAGAUGCACUACGUGUGUAGCCUGAGCACGACCACGGAGGAGGCCGUCGAGAACUUCCUCAACUGCCGUCCGCACCUGGUCUUCAUCGACGCGCGGAGCAAGAACACCAUCGACCCCAUCCUCCUGUGCAGGACGUUGUGUGGCUACAAAUGGAGCCAGUACUCCUGCAUUGUCGCAGUCGUAAAGAAAGGGUUGGCUGAUAGGCAAGAGGCAGCUAUCGUCCCGCUGCUCAGGGCUGGCUACAAAAGGUGGAUGCUGGAGACGGGCUCGCCCAUGGUGUGCCUCAACGAGGUCAUCCAGAUUGAGCACAACGACCUCAUGCACUUGUGGAAGCUAAUGACCUCCGAGGCACUGUUUUCUGCGCUGCACUAUGUGCGGGACGGUGUCAUCGUCACUGGGCCUACGCACGAAAUACAGUUUAUGAACCGCGCGGCCGAGAAACUGGUGGGCUACUCGGCGGAGGAGAUGUUGGGCGAGGACGCCCAGGAACUGCACCGCACCGAUUCGCUCAAGGAAGACGUGGCUGCAAACAUCAGCGAUCAGCUGGACAAAGGGCGUGCUUGGGAGGGCACUCUAUUCAAUCGCCGAAAGACCGGCGAGUGCGUGCCUGUCUGGAGCAAGAUCGCGCCCGUGGACAACAGCGCUGCGCCGGGGAAGCUGGACCACGUGGUGUACAUCAAGGAGAACCCUUUCCUCAUGGAUAAACCGUUUCCUCCCGAGGCCGUGGUUCUGAGCCGGAGACAGUCGUUUGCUAAGUACCACGCAAUGGUAAUCGAAGCCCCUGUCACAAAGGUCAUCAAACUACUGAUGGCGACACAAGAAAACAGUCCACCUUCCGUGGCGCAAGCCCUGGAUAGUGUCAUCGACAUCCUGCACUCUACCGACCUAUACAACCCGCAGCUGGCCGCCGGGCAGGAAAAAACCGAGGACCAGAUGACCACCGACCUUGUCGCGGGUCUCACUGGAGACGAGCCGAGCGCCCAUCGUUCGCGUAACCGGGCCAAGUCCUUAUGUGCGUGGCGUGCCACCCGGGCGUCGGCGGACGCAGUGAACGUGGUGAAGGCGUCCGCAACCCACGCUGGGAUGACCGUGACGUUGCCCAGUCUGGUCGCGGCGCCGUCCAGGAUCAAGGACCUGCUGGAAGGAGACGUCAAGUGGGAGUUCGACAUCCUCGAGCUGGAAUCCCUUACGGGACGCAGGCCACUCAUCUGGCUGGGCUUGUCCCUGUUCGCCAAGAUGAACGUACCCACCAGUAUCGAAUGCGACGACGCCACCAUCCGGAACUGGUUGCAGCUCAUUGAGUCACACUACCAGGACAACCCGUACCACAACUCCACGCACGCAGCCGACGUGAUGCAAGCUACGGCUUACUUCCUGCUCAGGCUUCGAAAGAAGGACAUAUUCGACCCGCUGGACGAGGCCAUCUGCCUCAUCUCGGCUGUGUUUCACGACGUCGACCAUCCCGGAAAGUCGAGCCCAUUUCUCUGCAACUCGAACCACGAGCUGGCCAUACUAUACAACGACCGGUCGGUGCUCGAGAGUCACCACGCAGCAUAUGCGUUCAAGCUGACGCUGUCGGACGAGAAGGUAAACAUCUUCCAGAACAUGGACCGCGACGUCUACCGCACGGCUCGCACGUCCAUCAUCGACAUGGUGCUCGCCACUGAGAUGACCAAGCACUUCGAGCAUUUGUCCAAGUUUCUCAACUGCUUCCAGAAGCCUCUUCAGGAAAGCGAAAUGAACGAGCAAGAGGCUGUGCAAGAGCGCGGCGAGGCCCUGUCGCUCCGCUCGCCGGACAGCCUCCAGCUGAUCAAGCGCAUGCUCAUCAAGUGCGCGGACGUGUCCAACCCCGCGAGGCCUACCGAGUUCUGCAUCCAGUGGGCGCACCGCAUCGCCGAAGAAUACUGCGGACAGACGGACGAAGAGAAGCGGCGUGGCCUCCCCGUGGCAAUGCCGGCCUUUGACCGCGCCAUGUGCAACGUUGCAGGAUCGCAGACGGGCUUCAUCAACUACUUCGUGCGCGACAUGUUCAGGGCAUGGUCAGACUUCGGCGAUUUCCCCGAGCUGAUGGAGUACAUCGAUAAGAACUUCAUAUACUGGAAGGACAAGGAGCCAUCGUCGACUCAGCAGGGUAGCCGCUGAGUUCGCGUGGUUGGUUGAUGGUGCGAAAGGCGGCCUCCCCGUCACCAACGAAACGCACAAGUGCAGCAGAAGUCGUGGCCUUUUUUCAUCGCCGGAGAGCCAGCUGGAUUCGCGUAGGCCCAGCGCCGUCUUGGGCGCACGCUCAUCUUACACGCGUUUGUGCUUCGUUGUGCAAGGACAGAAGACGCGCACGGAAUACCGAAGAUGGACCGCAACAGUUGGCGCAGACGAGAGCAUCACCGAAGUCGUUAGUUCAGCACGCGCCUGAGUGAAGUAACGGCGACAGUGACAGGGCAUUCGGCAUACCCUUGGCACCGUUGACUGCGCAGCUUUCGAAGAACAUGUCGGGCAGUGCGAACAUGUCGCUCGUUUUCAUCGUUGCGCAAACAUUGUCACCAUCUCGCUCAAUAAGUGAGAAUGGAAACCAAAGACGAAGUAAAACAAAACAAAGCGAAAACGAAAAGAAAAUAUGGCGUGUGUUAAUAUGAACUGAAAGGUUAUCUUGAUCAAGGCAGCUUUGUUCGUCAAAGUCGCUACAUACCUCUGGCUGCAGGUACGAGCUAGUGGUAUAGAGUAAUCACGGCAGGUAUAUAGAGCCGAUGUUAUCGCUUUAACGCUAUUCAACAUGACAACCCUGCGGGAAGGUCGCAACGCUCUACAUUUUGAACGUGGCAGAAUUCAUGCGGUUGAACUGCAUAUAGUUAUGGUGCAGUUAUAUUAGAGCGAGCGUUCUCGCAGGCUUGCAUUGCGAUGCUUCGCGCUUGCUUCCUCGCUGCGCGCCGCUCUUGCUCCAUGUGCUAAUGGGACGCAUUUGGCGGCGUGAAGUACUUAAAACCACGUUUUCAAGCAGGAUUGAGAGCGGCGCCGAGCAGCCAAACACAGCGGCCCUUGCCCAUCCGUUCCACGACCUUUACGGAGGCCAACGCAGAGCGCCACUCCAUUUGAUCUCGGAGGCCUAGACCACGAUGAGGCUGAUACAUUCGAACCAGGCCGUUUAUAACGAAUAUACCGAUGUAUUAAAAGGAGGCCUAGGCCACGAUGAGGUCGAUAGAGUCGAACCAGGCCGUUUAUAACGAAUAUUUGUGUUCGAUAUAUCAGUUAAUACCGUGUUAAUACCGUGUACCCAAACUCUGCUAUAGCGUGUUUUUGUAGUGCGUUGGUUAGAUACGGAUUUGUUAAUUUUAAUUUUUGGAAAUAAAGCCGCGCGUCGUACGAAUCUGUCACGUCAAGAUAUUGUACAGACGUAGUUUCCGGGUGCCAUAAUAAAGGGGAACCGAGGGACCACUUCAUUUCAAAUAAAAUUUCCUUUCUGCUUUC
This is a messenger RNA of Dermacentor andersoni, 3657 nucleotides long. RefSeq names its product high affinity cAMP-specific and IBMX-insensitive 3',5'-cyclic phosphodiesterase 8B-like. The record is from RefSeq and is a predicted model, not a curated record. Lineage: Eukaryota; Metazoa; Arthropoda; Arachnida; Ixodida; Ixodidae. Gene Ontology annotation, molecular function: 3',5'-cyclic-nucleotide phosphodiesterase activity. Gene Ontology annotation, biological process: signal transduction.